UGCGUACCGGUCGCGAUGGCUUCGACGGCUAAGAAAGCGAAGAAAACGGCAGACGCACUGAUCGAUGAGCCGGAGGCACUGGAGGCGGUGGACAGUUGCCAGAAUGACAUCGAUGCCCUAAACGAGCAAGCAAGUGAGGAAAUUCUGAAGGUAGAACAGAAGUACAACGAGAAACGGAAGCCGCUGUACCAGAAGCGGAACGAGUACAUCAAGCGUAUUCCCACCUUCUGGAUGACGGCUAUUAUGAAUCACCCACAAAUAUCCAGCAUUCUGGAGCAGGAGGAAGAGGAUUGCCUACAGUACCUCGAGAAGCUGGAGGUGGAAGAGUUUGAAGACAUCAAGAGCGGAUACCGAAUUUUGUUCCAUUUCGAGGAAAAUCCAUUCUUCGAAAAUUUGGUACUCACCAAGGAGUUUAAGUUGGGCUCGAAUGGAGAAAGUCCUUCCUCGACGAGCACUGCGAUCAAGUGGAAACCGGACCACGAUCUGACUAAAGUGCUGCCCAAGAAGAUGGAUAGUAACCGCCGGAAGCGGGGCCUGGAAAAUAGAACCUUUUUCGAUUGGUUUACCGAUAAUAAUGAUCCCAUCAACGAUGACAUUGCCGAGCUGAUCAAGGAUGAUCUGUGGCCGAACCCGUUACAGUACUAUCUGGUGCCGGAUAUCGAAGUCGAACCGGAAGACGACGAAGAUGGGGAGGGUGGUGACGAAGAGUUUGGGGAAGAAGGGGAUGAGGAGGAGGUAGAUGAGGUGGAAGAUGAAGAGGAAAAGACAUCUUAGA
Messenger RNA from Anopheles maculipalpis, 775 nucleotides. It is a transcript of the gene Set, whose product is annotated as protein SET. Gene Ontology annotation, molecular function: histone binding; chromatin binding. The transcript has 2 exons. The record is from RefSeq and is a predicted model, not a curated record. Gene Ontology annotation, biological process: nucleosome assembly. Bases 16 to 774 code for a protein of 252 amino acids. Gene Ontology annotation, cellular component: chromatin; nucleus. NCBI's taxonomy places the organism in Eukaryota, Metazoa, Arthropoda, Insecta, Diptera, Culicidae.